AAGGCGCGUGCGCGGAGGAGCCGAGGCAGCGGUGAGACGAGACGGGGCGUCCGCAGCGGAGAGAAGAGGCGGAUCGGGAGGAUCGGGCGGGGGGCUGGCGGAGGAGCAGCAGCAGCAGCAGCAGCAGCAGCCGGGGAGGGGCGGCCCAGGGCGGCAGCAGCGGAGGAGGAGGACCCGCGCCGGGCUCACCGUGGAUGCGGAGCCGGGAAGAGGCGGCGGUGGAGGCGUCGGAGCCCCGCCGCACCCGGGCCCAGGGGGGUCAGCGAUGAACAAGCUGCGGCAGAGCCUCAGGCGGAAGAAGCCAGCCUACGUGCCGGAGGCCAGUCGCCCCCACCAGUGGCAAGCUGAUGAGGAAGCCGUCCGGAAGGGGCGAUGUAGCUUCCCAGUGCGGUACCUGGGUCACGCCGAAGUAGCGGAGUCUCGGGGGAUGCACGUUUGCGAAGAGGCCGUGAAGAAGCUGAAAGCGAGCGGCCGCAAAUCGGUGAAGUCCGUGCUUUGGGUCUCGGCGGAUGGCCUGAGAGUUGUGGACGACAAGACCAAGGAUCUGAUCGUGGACCAGACGAUAGAGAAGGUCUCCUUCUGCGCCCCGGACCGCAACUUCGACAAGGCCUUCUCCUACAUCUGCCGGGACGGAACCACGCGGCGCUGGAUCUGCCACUGCUUCCUGGCGCUGAAGGACUCGGGAGAGCGCUUGAGCCACGCCGUGGGAUGUGCCUUUGCCGCUUGCCUGGAGCGCAAGCAGAAGCGGGAGAAGGAGUGUGGCGUCACGGCCUCCUUCGACGCCACCCGCACCAGCUUCGCCCGCGAAGGCUCCUUCCGCCUGCCGGGACCCCCUGCCUCCGCCAGCCGACCCUCGGGAGCAAGGCCCCCUCAGGACAGGAAGAAAGCCGAAGCUGCGACGGUGCCUGCGCCCCCCUCCCCAGCUCCCGCCCAGCCGGGCAGCGCCUCCCCCCCGCAGGGGGCCACGUCUCCGGAGGAGAAGGCCGAGGUGGGGGGCGCCCACGCCAUCCCACGGCGGCAUGCGCCCCUGGAGCAGCUGGUGCGUCAAGGCUCCUUCCGGGGCUUCCCCACCCUGAGCCAGAAAAACUCUCCCUUCAAGAGGCAGCUCUCCUUGCGGCUAAACGAGCUGCCCUCUACCCUGCAGCGCAGGGGGGACGCAGUCAUUGAGCUCGACUCGACUCCCAACGGCGACUCCGACAGCAUCACUGCCCUCUGCAGCCAGAUCGAUUCCUCGCUCACCCAGCCGGCCGGGGAGCCCCCCAAUGUUACCCCACUUAACGGCACCCUUGGACCCACGGCAGCCGCAAUGCCCAUGGAAGGGGGCAGCACAGGUCCCUCUGCCGGAGCCCCCGUCACCCCCCCGUUCCAGCCGGGCCACAAGCGGACACCCUCCGAAGCCGAGCGCUGGCUGCAGGAAGUGGCCAAGGCUGCGAAGGCCCAGCAGCAGCAGCAGCAGCAGCAGGUGCCCAUGGCUCUGCCCCCUCCGCUGCCCGCCUUCCCCCUCAGCUACGACCUGGGCAUGUUUGUGCCGCCCCCUCCUCAAAUGCCGACAGCUUUCCUCCCCAUGGGCUUGCCCUACCCCCCGGGGAUGCCCUACGCUGCUGCCGCCGCCGCGCCCGGCAUGCCCGUGGUGGGCAUCACCCCCUCCCAGAUGGUGGCCAACGCCUUCUGUUCUGCCACGCAGGCGCCCGCCACAACCUUGGGGGCCAAGGCCAGCCCCUUCCCGCAGAACCUGCUGGGCCCGGCCCGGCCCAGACCCAACAGCGGCUCCUGGCCCCCCGAGCAGAGCCUGCCGGCGCCCCCCGCCCCCCACCAGGACCCCCCCACAGACCCCUUUGAAGCACAGUGGGCAGCGCUGGAGUCCCGGGCUCCUUCUGCCACCCCGAACCCCUUCUCCGGCGACCAGCAGAAAACCUUCGAGAUCGAGCUGUGACCGCCGCGUUUUAGCAAUUGGACUGCCGGGGGGAGGGGGGGCCGCCCUG
Lacerta agilis (Sand lizard) is the source of this 1982-nucleotide messenger RNA. It is a transcript of the gene NUMBL, whose product is annotated as NUMB like endocytic adaptor protein. The transcript is spliced from 9 exons. Lineage: Eukaryota; Metazoa; Chordata; Lepidosauria; Squamata; Lacertidae. The record is from RefSeq and is a predicted model, not a curated record. Bases 266 to 1933 code for a protein of 555 amino acids.